CUGUGCUGUGUUGGACUCAGUUCAGUCUGUGCUGACAGAAGCUGAAUGGUAAACAUGGAACACAUUUACACCAACAUUGAAGAUACCUUCAAGCCACCCAACUGCUACAAAGGUGGGGAAGCAGAACUGCAGAGCAAAGGAAACCUGGGAGUUCUGGAAUCAGAGGAGAAGUCCCAAAGAGACAGCUCUCCGUACAAGAUCCUGGCCCUCAUCUGCUCGGGUUUGAGCUGUGUGCUCCUGAUAACCACUGUCGUCUUCAGUUCUUAUUAUUUCCUCAGGCAACCAACAUUUACCCAAGUUCUACUCCAAAACACCUCCUGUGUGCAAACAAAUUGUUCAUCUUCAAACUGGAGCUCUUCUGCUUUAAAACAAGAACUGUGGAUGAUGCUGGAGGACAUGUACAACAGCUGUUUGAACCUGCAAGACAAUUCGACUGAUGUUCAUGAAGAAGCUAAACGCUGUAGCGACAUCAUAAAUAGACACAACCUGGUCCAACUAUGCAACAGCAACUAUACGAUAGCCUGCUUUGCUCUUACUAAAAUAUCAAAAAGAGAAGGAAGAAUACCUGCAGCAGUGUGGAAAUGGAUUCAAAAUGCAUCAGCUGACGUAGUCCUGGACCCUGAUACAGCCCACGUCAACCUGAACAUCUCCAAGGAUGGGAAAUGUGCAGUCUUGUCUGAUGUGCCUCAGUCCUCUGCAUCUACUAGAUUUACUUACAAUACGGGUGUUUUGGGUAAAGUGGGAUUCAUCUCAGGGAGGCACUACUGGGAGGUGGAUGUGAGGGAUAAUCUGAACUGGGGUGUGGGCAUCUUCAGGGGAUCUGCUCCUAGAAAUACAUACCUGAGUCCUGAAAACGGGGCCUGGGCAGUGGAGCUUUGGUAUAAAACCAAGUUUAGUUCCAUUACUGACCCUCGAACACCAUUAUCUCAGGAUCUGCUUCCCCAGAGAGUGGGGGUCUAUAUAAACUGCGAGGAAAGGCAGCUGUCAUUUUUCAAAGUGGAGACUCAGAAUCUCAUUUACACUGCCAAUGUAGAUUUCACAGAAACAUUCUACCCAUUGUUCUACACAGAAAGUGAACAAGGCAUUUCCAUUGUUCCUCCUCUUGAGUUUGAGAAUUAAACUGGAAUGAGACUUUGUGUUUGAUAUAUUUCUGCAAACAUCCAGUAGUUGUGUAUUAUUCCUAUAAGGUCCUACUGUACAUGGAUUAGCACCUAAUGUAUUAUCUGUCCGCUCUCCAGCUCAUGACCUUCGUCCACCCAACUCUUCUAGAUGCCUCUCAAGCUCAAGCACUCUAGACUUGAAUCCCUUCUUUUCAGAAAGGCUUUAACUUCAUUGUCGACUGUGUCUGCUCUAUGAGAUUCAGCUGCACUUCUAAAUGAUUGCCUUUCUAAUUUGAUUUUGUAAUUUAUGUAACAGUUCUUGGGGUUUCCGCCCUUGUCCCUCCUGCCCUGCCAGUUCGUCCUCAGUGCCCGGGCGCGAACCCGGGUCUCUGUAACUCUGUGCCGAGAUCUCAAAAACACAACUGUUUGGGUGUAACAAGAUAAAUUGGCAAUUCUUAAUUAUUAAAUAAUGCUCUGAGAUGGACUGAAACUUUGGACCACUGACCUUCCAGGACCAAGACUGUUUUAAAAACCUUCUAGACUAGAGAAACUGCAGCCCAUCUCUUCCACUCCAUUGCAGAGCUCUGACACAGCCAGCUCCUUACUUGCUCUUGGGUUGUAGACAUGGUGCGAACUACGGGGGAGUUUAGCUCCCCUGAAUAAGGCACAAGCUCCCCUGAAGAGACCAUUUGCAAACCUUUGGGGGCUCUCUUUUUUCAGGUAUAGACUACAUUUGCGUUUCUGUUUUGAGCAUGUUGCUGCCAUAGAAAUAGCUAAGCAAUUUAAUACUAUUACCAUGUAAGAGGGUGAUCUGUCCAAAUACAGUAGCUACCAGAAGCUAGUAACAUUUAAACUUUGUGUGCUGUUCCCUCAUGCUACCAUUAUUUGUUUUUUGUCUCUGUACUCAGAGCACAUAGAAUAUGUGUUUAAACCAAAGUCUAUCAAUUAUUAUUUUGCUCUUUAAUGUAGUAAAUAAAAGUAUUUGUUCUAAUCUUUUUAUUAAAUCCAGAAUAAUUGAUUGCUUAUCUGCAUUAAUGUAUCUAUGAA
Molecule: messenger RNA, 2147 nt
Organism: Lepisosteus oculatus (spotted gar)
Lineage: Eukaryota; Metazoa; Chordata; Actinopteri; Semionotiformes; Lepisosteidae
Source: RefSeq, a predicted model, not a curated record